Didymella exigua CBS 183.55 is the source of this 1560-nucleotide messenger RNA. Its product is annotated as mtDNA inheritance protein dml1. The record is from RefSeq and is a predicted model, not a curated record. Gene Ontology annotation, biological process: mitochondrion distribution. Lineage: Eukaryota; Fungi; Ascomycota; Dothideomycetes; Pleosporales; Didymellaceae. The coding region runs from base 1 to 1560 and encodes 519 amino acids. The transcript is spliced from 4 exons. Gene Ontology annotation, cellular component: cytoplasm.
AUGCACGAAAUCGUCACCCUCCAGUUCGGCUCGCAGAGCAAUUAUCUUGGCACGCAUUUUUGGAAUACGCAGGAAUCGUACUUCACCUAUCCGCCAGAGCCUGAAUCAGCAGUCAAUCAUGACGUUCACUUCCGAGCUGGCAUUGCGCCGGAUGGGUCGGACACCUUCACGCCGAGGGCGCUCAUCUACGACCUCAAGGGUGCUUUCGGGAGCAUGAGAAAGAUCAGUGCCCUGUAUGAGGCCGAAGAUGACAGGAGCAUACUGGACCAGACGGGAGUAUGGCCUUCGAAACCUGUCGUACAGAAAGCAGCUCCAAUCCCGCAGUCCACCUAUCAACAGCACCUCGAUGCAGGUUUAGAACCACCGCAGCUGAGUACCUCAACCGUCAAGUACUGGUCAGACUACAGCCGGGUUUACUAUCACCCCAAAUCCAUCGUUCAGCUCUCCGAGUUUGACGUGAAUGACAGGCUCAUGCCUUUUGAGAGCUGGGACGUAGGUAUGGACCUCUUCGAGAAGCUCGAGAGAGAAGUCGACCUGGUGGACCGAGACCUCCGACCCUUCAUCGAAGAAUGCGACGGUUUGCAAGGCCUGCAGAUCAUGACUGGCGUCGAUGACGCCUGGGGCGGGUGGGCCUCAGGUUGGAUCGAGCGCCUGAGAGAUGAGUAUGGAAAGCUCAGCAUCUGGACGUGGGGUCUGGGUGAUCAAGGAGGCAAUACGGCGAUCCCAAGGGAUAGGCGCCUGCAGCAGAUUGUUACUUCGUCGAGGUCACUGCAACCCCUUGCCGAACAGUCGUCAGUAUACAUACCACUGUCCAACCGGCCAGCCAAGGUCCCACGCUACCUGUCCUUCGACUCAACUUCGGCAUGGCACGUGAGUGCUCUCCAGGCUGUUGGCGUGGAAAGCAUGACGCUUUCGUCGCGGUUGAAGACGUCAAAUGGCAGACAUGGUACCCUGCAAGACAUUGAAGACACAAUCAACAGCACGGGGAAGCGAAGAAUUGCAAAGUUCGAGAUGAGUAUUGCCGACCCAGACGUCCUGUCGGAAGAGACGGCAGACAAACUUUUGAACGCGGGAAAAGUUGGCCCCACCAAUCCGAGGCAAACGAGCGAGAGCGAAGCACAGCUGAGUAGCUUCGACAUUGACGCCUUCACCAAAGACUAUCGGCUGGCAUCCAGUAAAGGCAGCAAGAGAGAACACAUCUUCGCAAGAGCGGAAGCGUGUCGUGGGGCCUGGAGCUUGUCGGAGGAAGCAGGUCGUAAUCCUCGCGAUAGAUACGGUGACGGGCCAGUACUGCAAAGAUACACCGCGCCCUUGCUAUUCCCCUUUCUCGACAGCUUCCCGUCUAUUUUUGACAUGGGCCACACUAAGAAACUGGCUGUUCAUGCUGGCCUCACCACCAGCACUGCUGUUGCCGAGCAGGUGCGAGCAAUUGAGCAGAUUGUGAAGCGGUUGGUGGCAGUUGACGAGCGAGAGGCGCUCUGUAACGGCCUGCAGGUCAUUGCUGAAGAGUACGAUGAAGGAUGGGACGGCGACUUCACCGAUAGCGAUGAUGAUGAUUGA